UUGCGAAAAAAACAUUGACAUUGUUUGGAGCAGGCAUUCACCGAUAUAAACAAGAUGGGCUGUAAGGUGCUGUGUCCCAGUAUUGCUCUCCUUGCUUAUCUUAUGAUCUGUGAACAUGUCCGAGGGGAAUGUGCACAGCCUUCUUUUGCAUCAAGAAAUGUCAUUUUAUCAGGAAACGAUCUCUCGACUCAAAAUUUCUCAGAAGGAUCUAGUGUAACAUUUGAGUGUGUGAUUGGACACAAGCCAGUUGACGUAACAGCAUCUAGAUCAGUUACCUGUGAGGGAAUCCAGUGGAGUAGUCUGGGACUCAGUUGCACACAAAAAUCUUGUGGAAGUCUUCCUGAUUUCCGUAAUGGGAGAUAUGAAAUGACUGGGAUUUCAUUUGGCAACACGGCUAGACCAGUUUGUGACAAAGGAUACAUGUUAGCGGGUAGAGAAACAACAAGAACAUGCCGAGAUCAGGGAUGGGAUGGCCGAGAUCCUCUCUGUGAAUCGGUGAAAUGUUCAGCACCUCCAGUCAUAGAAAAUGGGCAACUCAAAGAAGUGCCUUUGGAAAGUUACGAAUAUUUAGAAGCAGUCUCCUAUAGCUGUAACAGAGGAUUUAAUCUUAUAGGACAAACAACACUUUAUUGUUCUGAGGAUGGAACCUUUAAACCAGAUCCACCAAAAUGUUUUGAUGGGUGUCCAGCACCUAAAAUUCCUAAUGCAAAAAGAGUUGGUGGAAAAUCAGCACCCUACAAACUGGGUAACUUUAUAGAAUACAAAUGUGAAGAUGGCUAUACACUGAAAGGAAAUACUUAUAUUGUGUGUAGAGAAAAUGGAUGGAGCCCUGAACCACUACAAUGCAUUGGGGAAUGUAAACCGCCUUCUUUUGCAUCAAGAAAUGUCAUUUUAUCAGCAAACGAUCUCUCGACACAAAUAUUCCCAGAUGGAUCUAGUGUAACAUUUGAGUGUGUGAUUGGACACAAGCCAGUUGACGUAACAGCAUCUAGAUCAGUUACCUGUGAGGGAAUCCAGUGGAGUAGUCUGGGACUCAGUUGCACACGAAAAUCCUGUGGAAGUCCUCCUGUUUUCCGUAAUGGGAGAUAUGAAAUGACUGGGACUUUAUUUGGCGACACGGCUAGACCAGUUUGUGACAAAGGAUUCAUGUUAGCGAGUAAGGAAACAACAAGAAAAUGCCGAGAUCAGGGAUGGGAUGGCCGAGAUCCUCUCUGUGAACCGGUGAAAUGUUCAGCACCUCCAGUCAUAGAAAAUGGGCAACUUAAAGAAGUGCCUUUGGAAAGUUACGAUUAUUCACAAGAAGUCUUCUAUAGCUGUAACAGAGGAUUUAAUCUCAUAGGACAAGCAACACUUUAUUGUUCUGAGGAUGGAACCUUUAAACCAGAUCCACCAAAUUGUUUUGCCCUACCUACGAUUCCCACGACUACCACAACUCCUGUGUUUUCCACAACAUCCAAGCCUGCUAAAGAGAAAACUCACUUGGUUACCACACUGAGUGUUGUGUUUGCGAUCUUGAUUGUUGUUACGGGUGUGAUGGUAUGUUGGAUUGUCAGAAGGAAUCGCAAACACUCGUAUUCUCACAAGGUUGCAACUAAUAAUCAAGACUAUCCAUUAUGAAUCCCUCACAUACAUGGUUUUCAUGAAAUUGCCAUGGAGAAAAUCUGUGGAGCAUCUUGCAAAUAUAUAUCAUUUACAUUAGCACUUUCCAGAAUUAAAGAGGCUGGCUAAUUUCCUGCAAUAAAUUCCUCCGUAAUCAGAACCACUGUUCCUUUGAAAAGCAUCUAAUGUUCUGCAUUCUAGCAGUCUCUGACUUCACCCCAUUCUGUACUCUGAAACAGAUCUGUCUUCACAUAAGACAGGUUGAUUUCACUUUUAUAAAGUGCUUGCUUGUCAUUUCUAUCUUAAUUUUCAACACCGUUGAUACAGUGACCACUCUUCUGUUAAUGAUGUUGCUGUUCCUCUUCAUGAGAAUGACUGAAGAUUCACACCAAAAGUGCACUGAUUGUCCCAUACCUCACUGGUUUUGUUGAGAGAUUAAUUGUUCAUGAAUAUUUAUGUAGAAAGUCUGAUCAAAUCAAAAAUGUAAAAGAGAUACAUUUUUGAAUUUAUAAGUCAGAUUGUUUAAACAAAACCAAAUGUUGAACAAUGCUUACUGCAUUACUUUUAAUUUGGAUAAAACAGGAUAUGUAUAUUAAACUUCCCUGUAAAUAUUCAGCAGAAUGUUAUUUGCCGUGCAGAUUUUAAAUGGGAAGUUUUGUCUUAAAGUGCCUUUUCAUUUUCCUGGGGUUUUUGCUCCGUAUUGUCUAGCUCUAUGUGUAUGGGCUCUUAUUUCAUUAGAAAUGCUUUGCUAUUGAUUACAUACUUGGAUCUAAUGAAGAAAAAUAAAAGCAAAUUCAGUAAUUUGUUGUCAGUAAUUUGUUCUUGCCAAAUUACAGACAUGUAAAAUUAUCUGGUUAAUUUCAGCUCAUAUUUUCAACCAUUUCUGUUAAAUUGGUUAAGUAUGUAUCAUAUACGGUUUUAUUGUAGCAACUAGCUGUUGUUUGGAAUAAUGGUUUUGAACCAUCACUUUGACAUGCAAAUGCUGGAAUGCAAUAAAGUUGAUCAUACAUAAAUCCA
Carassius carassius (crucian carp) is the source of this 2616-nucleotide messenger RNA. Its product is annotated as complement receptor type 1-like. The transcript has 15 exons. The record is from RefSeq and is a predicted model, not a curated record. NCBI's taxonomy places the organism in Eukaryota, Metazoa, Chordata, Actinopteri, Cypriniformes, Cyprinidae. The coding region runs from base 55 to 1617 and encodes 520 amino acids.